Molecule: messenger RNA, 1955 nt
Organism: Larimichthys crocea (large yellow croaker)
Lineage: Eukaryota; Metazoa; Chordata; Actinopteri; Sciaenidae
Product: STAM-binding protein-like A
Exons: 10
Coding region: 191-1501 (436 amino acids)
Biological process (GO): protein K63-linked deubiquitination
Cellular component (GO): endosome; cleavage furrow
Molecular function (GO): K63-linked deubiquitinase activity; metal-dependent deubiquitinase activity; protein binding
Source: RefSeq, a predicted model, not a curated record
CCACGCACGCUGGCGUGACGAUUCGUCAGGCGGAAGUUGUUUUGAUUGCGGAAGUGUACGGAUGCUGUAGACGCAGCCCUCUGAAGCUACCUGGUCUGAGCCUGUAAUUUGACCGUGUUUUGAUCUAGCUACAUGUAGGCCUCGGCGAACUUCAGCUUACAGCUCGAUCAGUGUUCCAGGUUGAGCUGUCAUGAUGGCAGACCACACCGACAUCAGUCUGCAGCCGGAGGAGCGGGUCCGCGCUCUCACCAAAAAGGGAAGCUCAGUGGAAGUUAAUGACGAUGUGCCUCCUCGCCGCUACUUCCGCUCUGGCAUGGAGAUGAUCCGCAUGGCUAACAUCUACACAGAGGAGGGCAACAUCGAGCACGCCUUCGUCCUUUACAACAAAUAUAUCACGCUUUUUAUAGAAAAACUUCCCAAGCAUCGAGAUUACAAGACCGCUAACAUUCCUGAGAAGAAGGACACACUAAAAAAACUAAAGGAUGUUGCCUUUCCUCAAGCAGAGAUUCUGAAAAAAGCUCUAUUGAGGAGAUUUGACCAAGAAUAUGCACAGUAUCUUGUCAAAAAGAAAGCGGAGGAGGAGGUCCUGGCGCGGGAGCAGUCUAGGCAGCGAGCGCUGGACGCCGAGCGGGAACGAGUGGCCGAGAUGCAGCGGCGGCAGCGGGAGCAGGAGCAGUUCAGUGCCUUUGAGGAGAUGAUCCGCCGCCAGGAGCUGGAGAAGGAACGCCAGCGUGUGCUGUUGGAGUUUGCCACACCGUCCGCACCAUCCCCUGACACACCCCUCAUUCCAGGUAUCCAGGGCCCCUCUGUCAUCUCCCCUACUGCCCCGCAGAGCCCAGGAGACCUGUCCGGUGGCAACAACCACCAAUAUAAUCGCCCUCCUGCGACCAUCGGCACACCUGCUACCGCCCCCCCAGUCUUUGACCGGUCUCUCAAGCCCGGGUCUAUGGUCAGCCCAGGGAACAACAAUACAAUGGUGGAUGCCCUUCGGCAGUUGGCUGUCCCUGCUGAGCUGUGCCAGAGCUUUCUGAGACUGGCUGAGGCCAACACAAGCCGUUCUGUAGAAACUUGUGGCAUCCUGUGUGGCAAACUGACCAGAAAUGCAUUUACCAUUACCCACGUCAUCAUACCAAAACAGUGUGGUGGACCAGACUAUUGUGACACAGAAAAUGAGGAGGAACUCUUCCUUAUACAGGACCAGUACGAUCUCAUCACCCUGGGCUGGAUACAUACUCACCCCACACAGACGGCAUUCCUGUCCAGCGUCGACCUCCACACACACUGCUCCUACCAGAUGAUGCUGCCAGAGGCAAUUGCUAUCGUCUGCUCACCUAAAUUCAACGAAACCGGCUAUUUCAGGUUGACGGAUCGAGGAACAGAGGAGAUCUCCACGUGUAAACAGAAAGGCUUUCACCCUCACAGCAAAGAGCCCCCUCUAUUUACACAUGCAGGACAUGCCAUCAUCACUAAUGACACUGUGACGAUGGUGGAUUUGCGGUGAUUUUUUUUCUUUUCCAACAGAACAUUCAUAGACUGUUUUAUCAAACUGAAGACAUUUUACUGGAAGAAACACUCAUUUUAUUUUCAGGACGGUACUGAGCAAGAAGCAACACCGGCCACGAGUUUAGCAUUUAUAUGGAUUUCAAUUGUUCCCAAAGGGAACAACAUUGUGAAACUUUUUUUUUCGCUCUUUAUGAAAAAUGCCACAUAUUAUUGCACUUUCUAAGCAAACAACUACUACCCGCUUAAUGGACUGGCAAUGCCCUGACUCUUCAACCCCUCUGUUUUUGUCAGUAUAUGCUCCAGCUCCUUACUGUUCCACUUUUUUGCCAUUAAUAAAAAAAUGUAUGUUUGUCAGUGACUGAUAAGUGUCUGGAAACUCAACCAUUGUUUCUUAAAUGUCAUCAAAGUUUGGUUCUGCCUGACAGAUAAAGUGCCAAGGAUGAGAACAUUCA